Molecule: messenger RNA, 12344 nt
Organism: Caretta caretta (loggerhead turtle)
Lineage: Eukaryota; Metazoa; Chordata; Testudines; Cheloniidae
Gene: ANGPT4
Product: angiopoietin 4
Biological process (GO): blood coagulation
Source: RefSeq, a predicted model, not a curated record
UGUGUGUGAACAUUUAUGAUUACAUGUGAAACUUGAGCUCCCUGCAGUGGGCUAGGAAAGAAAAAAGACAGAAGUAUUGUUUUUAAACACUUUUUUUUCCCGCAAGAGGGCCAGGGCUGCUGCAUAGCCAGGAGAAUGAUAAAAGGGUUGGGAGAGCUGGGGCUGCUUGGAGGGGCGAGGACAGAGGAAGUGCCAAAAUUACAUGAUUUAGACUUCAUUUAAAGAGCCCAAUAACUUGUCCUGUGCAAACAGUGGCUUGAAAACUGCAGCCUGGAGCACAAUGUCCCCUCCCCCUCGGCAGCUUUCGGCUAGGAACAGGGAGUGUGGGGUCUAGCUGGGGCGGUGUGUGGAGCAGCUGGAGCAGAGGUCUCAGAGCACCAUGCACGGUGUAAAUCUCAAGCUGGUGGCCUUUGCCUGCAUGACGGUGGCUUUCUGGGCGGACGGUGGCCAGUGGAGGGUGACAGGUGGCGGGAGCAGGCGGCGAUCCCACCGGGUCCAGCACGGGCAGUGCAGUUACACUUUCGUCCUGCCCGAGGCCGAUCCGCAGCCCUGCCCACCCACGAGGGCGACCCUCCGGGCCAACACGCUGCAGGGGGACUCGCCCGCCGCCACACUGCAGACCCACAACUGGUCCGCACAGCGCGUGCAGCAGCUGGAGAGGGUCCUGGAGAACACCACGCAGUGGCUGCUGAAGCUGGAGAGCUACGUGCAGAUGAAUGUGAAGUCUGAGAUGGUCCGGAUCCAGCAGAAUGUCGCUCAGAACCAAACAGCCGCCAUGCUGGAGAUCGGUACCAACCUCUUGAACCAAACGGCGGAGCAGAGCAGGAAAUUGACGGUUGUGGAAGCACAGGUUCUGAACCAAACCGCACGAAUCGAGAUCCAGCUGCUGGAGAAUUCCCUGUCCACCAACAAGCUGGAGAAGCAGCUGCUGCUGCAGACGAAUGAAAUUCACAAGCUGCAGAACAUGAACAAUAUCCUAGAGACACGGGUGCUGGAGAUGGAGACCAAGCACCAGGCAGAGCUGGAAGGGAUCCGCACAGAGAAGGAGAAGCUGCAGCGCCUAGUCAGCCACCAGAGCCACACGAUCGAGGACCUGGAGAAGUCCCUCCAUGCUGCCAACGGCAACACCAGCUCACUCCAGCGGCAGCAGCUGGAGCUCCUCGAGUCAGUCCAGAGCCUGGUCCAGCUGGUCUCGCAGGGCAAAGCUCCCCUCGCGAAGGAAGAGCAGGUGUCCCAGGACUGUGCUCAGACCCGCCGAGCCGGGUUUAACGCCAGCGGGGUUUACACCCUCCACAUCGCCAACAUGACGGAACCCAGGAAGGUCUUCUGCGAUAUGGAGACAGAUAGAGGCGGGUGGACCGUGAUACAGCGCCGAGCCAAUGGCAGCAUGAAUUUCCAGAGGAAGUGGAAAGAAUACAAACAGGGCUUUGGAGACCCUGCCGGGGAGUACUGGCUGGGGAACGAAGCUGUGCAUCUCCUGACAAGCCAGGCUUCCUACUCGCUGAGAGUGGAGCUCCUGGACUGGGAAGGAAACCAGGCCUACGCCCAUUAUGAGACAUUCCAGCUGGGCAGCGAGCGUCAUCUUUACAGGAUCUCCCUGAAGGGCUACAGCGGCACCGCUGGGCAGCAGAGUGGGAUGGUCCUCCAGGGAACCAACUUCAGCACCCGCGACUCGGAUAACGACAACUGCCUCUGCAAGUGCGCCCAGAUGCUUUCGGGAGGUUGGUGGUUUGACGCCUGUGGUCUGUCGAACCUGAACGGCAUCUAUUAUCCUGCCAAGCACAAUGUCCGGAAGCUCAACGGGAUCAGAUGGCACUAUUUCCAGGGGCCCAGCUAUUCUCUAAAAGGCACACGCAUGAUGAUAAGACCUUCAGACUUCUAGCGCCCCAGAGCAGGGUGGGGCAGAGGGCAAGCCAGGCUCCAGGCCUCCGAACUGGCAGGCAACAAUCCAUCAUGGAACUGGUAGGACCAUUAGACCAGCAACAGAUGGCAAAGGAACAGGGACACAUCCUAGCAGGAGCAGGGUCUUGUAACCCAGUGCCUGGGGCUACAGCGCAAGGGAAAGGAGGAAGACCUGGAGCUAAGCGGAGAGAUGACUCUGGGCCUGGACUCUUGGGCCUCCAAGGAGGAGGAGAAGAAAGAAAAAUCAGAAAAAAAAUCUAAAAACUAAACCGUCCCAUUGGUGUGAAUUACGAGUAUUGGGCUUCUGUUUCGGACCAGUUUGAUUCUUUUCUAUGUUGUAUCAUCUUCAGGGAAAUCAUCCAGACCACAAAGGGAGCCUGCUGCACCCAGGGCCAGUGGCUGAGAAAGACCUUCCGAGCAGCAGCUAGGAAUAGUGUGGCGCAUACAGAGUUUUUGCGGUGGGGUCUGGUUUUAAUUGGUUUUAGCGUGUUUCCAGGAAACACUCCACCCUUUUCCUUCCUUGUUUUCCCCUGCUUCUGAACUGACACAUGGCCACCCGGCUCCUGAAGGCACGCUCCUGUCUGCAGAAGCUGGCUGACGAGGAGAGAGCAGGCUGGUGAGAUAGCCCUGUGAGCAUCUGGAUAGUAGGAAACACUAUUUCACUAGGAGGGUGGUGAAGCACUGGAAUGGGUUCUCUAGGAAGGUGGUGGAAUCUCCAUCUUUAGAGGUUUUUAAGGCUCGGCUUGACACAGCCCUGGCUGGGAUGAUUUAGUUGGUGUUGGUCCUGCUUUGAGGAGGGGGUUGGACUAGAUGACCUCCUGAGGUCUCUUCCAACCCUAAUACUCUAUGAUAUGGAUCAGGCCAGCUGGAGAGGCAAGAUGGACUUGCCUUUGGGCUCUCACUUGUGUUUUUCCCCAAAGGGGACCUGCCAAGCCAGCUCCUGACCCAAAUGCAAAGCCCGUCUGCGCAAGAAGAGCAUGAGCCAGGCCUUGCGCAGGGAACGUGGUGCACAGAGGAGGACGCCCACGUGGAUGGAAUGAACGUCAGCUUAUGAGCUCAGUAAUGUACGUUGAGAGGGCAUAGUCUAGAAAGACCAGCCUCCACAUUCAACACACGCGCACACACGCACACGCCCCACUCCCUUGUGUGCUGGGCUACUGCCUGAGAGCGAGUGGAGGCUAAGCCUGGGGUGGCUAAGGGUUAGCGCUGGGCGUUUCUGACAUCUGAAGUCCCCAGUGUACCAGCUCCCUAAUUUGCACGUGCAGAAGAUAUGGGGGGGAGGGGCGUGGGAGGGCAGAGAAUGGGCCUGGCUGGGGAGACGUGGUGUCUCGGAGUCCACUAGCGAUGCUCUGGAACUGCUCCCUACGAAGCCAGGCAGGACUCUGGGGAAGUCUCCUUUCUGUGAGCAGCCUGUCUGCAGGACACACAGCUCACACAGCUUCCACCUUCCUGGGUCUGACCUCGGAGCCUUCAGCCUCCUCUGCCCCUCCAUGCGCUUCCCUUAGCGAGUUCACCCAGGCAGGGUCCUGGGGGAGCCAGAGGGUCCUGCCCCGCAACUUCGCAGUCAGACGUGACUCUCAGCCAGCCAGUAAAACUGAAGGUUUAUUAGACGACAGGGACAUGGUCUAAAACAGAGCUUGCAGGUGCAGAGAACAGGACCCCUCAGCUGGGUCCAUUUUGGGGGCCAGUGAGCCAGACAACCACGUCUGCCCUUCACUCCAUGUCCCCAGUCAGCCCCAAACUGAAACUCUCUCCAGCCCCAUCUCCUCUGGGCUUUGUCCCUUUCCCGGGCCAGGAAGUCACCUGAUUCCUUUGUUCUCCAACCCUUUAGCUCUCACCUUGCAGGGGGGAAGGGCCAGGCCAUCAGUUGCCAGGAAACAGGGUGUCGGCCAUUCUCUGUAUCCAGACCCCUGCACACACCUGCCCUCUAGGGCUCUGCAACGAUCAUACACCCUUACCCCACCCCCUAGAUACUUAAGAACUGCACAGGGGAAACUGAGGCACCCCCACACUAUUCAGAGAAAACAUUAAGAACAGUCCCGCUUUGUCACACGUGGUAAGUGCAGUCGUCCCAUGCUAACAAAACACAUAGCUCCGUGCUCGCCUCUUAGGGUAUGUCCACACUGCAGCUGCUUCCCAGCUCGGCUAGACAGACCUGCGCUAGCUUGGCGUGCACUAGUGCACUAACAAUGGCAGCGUAGCUGGGGUGGGCCCCCAGGCACGUACCCUGGGGGUCCAGCGGGUUUGUACCCAGGCAGCUAGCCUGAGCUGCCGCCCAUGCUGCCCCCGGCUACACUGCCACCUCGAGCAAAGGGAGCACGGUGUGUGUCCACCCGAGCUGGGCAGCACAUUCCUAGUUGCAGUGCAGAGGGACACUUUGCCCCGGCGCCAGCUAAAGGCAGGAAUAACUCGGCAGCUUGCAGCAGCACCCAAUGAAUGCAGGACCCACGGCUCUGCCUCUUCUGCUCAGCACUUCUGAGCCUGUGCUAACCCGGGCCCUGCUGUGCACGACCCAUCGCGUACCCUGGGCCAGGAUCACACCCGCCGCUUGCCGCAGUCUGUCAUCACCGUGACCUCACGGCGCAUCACCGCAGGCUCAGCCUGGCGCCUUCACACUCCGUCGUGCAUGCAGAUGCAUCCAUACCGCUGCCUUGCAAUCAUUAAUGCAGCCCCAGGCAGUCCCAUAGCACGCCGCACCGCUCGGCCCCACUGCGUGGGGAGAUGCUGUGGGGUGCCCAGCUAUCCUCGGACUGCCAGGCUAGGAGCUCGGAGACGGUCAUCGCCUGGAACCAGCUGGGACAGUCCCGGGUGGCUGUUGCAGGGCAGCACUGCAAUUGCUUCCUUAGAAGACCCUGUUGCCAUGUGCUGAUAAACCCCCCCUUAGCCCAGCCAGCUUUAUGGCAGCACAUCCAUUGUCUCACCAUCCUAGGGUGGUUUCAGAUCUGCCCCUUCCUCCGGGCCUGUUGCAUUCUUGUUACAACACACAGCGAGUGACAGCCCACUCAGGCCUCUGCGGGGGAUUCACCGAGAGGCUCCACCUCUUAUAAACGGCUUUCCGAAUGCUGCAAAACAUGCAUGGCCUCCUUGUGCCUCCUUUGAAAUGUUCUGGUUUUUCAUCAGAACAAAGUUGGUUGCAAUUCAGUUUGAGUGGAGUGUGUUAUUAUGAAUCUGGAUUGCCUAGGACCCUCUUGUGCCAGGUGCUGUGUAGACACAACAAAAUUCUGGCCCCUAUCCCAAGGAGCUUACCCUCGAAGGAUAAGACAAGAGACAACAGAUGGAUACAGACGAUUGGGGAAGGCCAAAGAAACAACGGGGCAGCGCUGGUCGGCGUGACAGGCGGUGUCCAGUUUUUACAAGCGCCAUGGAAGAAGCAGGUUUUAGGGAGCGAUUCGAAGGUGGACGAUGAGGUAGCUUUGUUGGUAGUUAUGAGAGCUCCUCCUCGGCCAGGGGGCAGCAUCGGAGAAAGCACCGGGGGGUUUCUUUGAAGAUGUACCGCUGGAGGGUGGUGGCGUGGGCCGCUCGGUGGAGCUACCAUCUCAGUGGUGUGUGAGAGAGGCCAGGUGGGCAAGGCAGGACUGAGAAAGGCCUUGAAAGUGAAGCCAAGUAGUUUGUGUCUGAUGUGCUAGAGAAGGGGAGCCCACGGAGGGGGACGGCAUGGGCGAAAGGAAGGGCUAGGAAAGAGACCCUUGCCACAGAGUUCAGACUGGUGUGAGCGGUUAAGGUGGGAUCUGUCCAGAUCAGAGAGGGUGACGUUGCAGUGACUGACGGGUAAGAUGCCGAGAACCUGGGCGAGGGUUUAAGCUGUAUGGAUGGCUAGGCAAGGCCAUACCCUAGAAAGAAUCAGGAAGAAAGAAUCUGCGGAAAGAAUCAGGAAGCCUCCUGUGAGGAUCUAGAGAGAGCCCAGAGUCAGUGACGAUGAAACCCUGGUUACGGGCCUGAGUGAUGGGGAGAACGGAGGGGUGGUCCGAGUGGCUGAGGAAAGAGGGAGCGGGUGGGGCUGGCGGGAAGAUUCAGAGUUCUGUUCCAAACUGAAACAAAACAUUUUCCGUUUUUCUUUUAAUCGUUGUCCCCUUUCUCUCUCCUUUCUGAAAAGAAACCAGAACAACAGCAGCACAUUGUUUUGAUGAAAAAUAACACCAAAACUUCCACGAUACAUUUUUAAACGAAGCAAAAAUCAUUUUGUUUCCUUCAAAAGUUUUUGUGGAAAAUAAUUGCUGUUUUCUGACUAUCUCCGGUGGGUAAAACAGGUGAGCUUUUCCUAGGGGCUUUCUUUUGUUUCGGUGUUUCAUGCUGGGAAAGGAUGUUAGAGGUCAAACAUGGAACAUGCUCACCGGGAGGGCUGGAAUAUGAUGGGCCAGAGCGGGUCACACAGUGUAAGGAAAACAGACAGAAAUGCAGGAGGCCCCCCCAGAUCAGAGACAACUCGUUCCCUGCACUAGCUGGCACAGAGCUCUGGACCCACAGCUCUCCAGCCACUUCACGCUCAGCGUCCACGACCAACGGCGCCUUUGGGGGGUUUGCCCACAGAGCCUGUUGCGUUGUUUAGAACCAAGUAUUGCUGCAGGGUUAUUUCCCACCAGCAGCCUGGCCUCAAAGGGACGCUGCCCACCCCUUCUUGCUCCCCUCCUCCCAUGCUGAGGAACAGAGGGCGCUGGGCCAGGGAGGGGGUCACCGGUGGCCUGACAAGCUGUCCGAGACCCGGUUUGUCUUGUGCAAGGUUAUUGGCUCACCCAGGGGGAAGGGGCAUUAACCCCGACUCUUUAACAAGCAUCUUUCACCCCUGGGUCGAAUGGAAACGCUGUAUUUUUCUAUUCACAGAUGUGUCAUUAGGAAGCCCCACUGAGUGAGUGUCUGUCAGGCUCAGACAGCCACCCAGGGCUUGACACCACCAGGACAGACAGCUCCCCUGGCGCUCCUUCCCCACGGCUGCAAAGUGCGGGAGGGCCAAUCCCCUCCCCUGCCCCAAACCAUCACAAAAUCCCCCUCCGGCCACAUCCCACUCCCUCCUGCAUGACCCCACACUCCUGGACUGAUUAGCAGCAGCACGGACCAGGGUCGGUCUCUGCAUCUGCUUGCAGUAGCUCAGCUCCCCCAGUGCUGCUGUGGUGCUAACAGGGAGCCAGGGAGGGAGGUUGUCCCUAGAUUACCUGUCCAGCAACGACAGGAGACCUGUGACCUGACCUGCCCCUUUCUGGUACAGAAGGGCCGUGGAAGAUUUCAGGCACAGAUGGGAUUGCACAACCAGGGCCAGGGUCGAAUCUGAACAUCGGCGUUUUGUUCCCCUCUCUGUUUUCAGAGAAGCCGUUUCCCUGUUAGACUCACUGGACCCCCAUUCCUCCUAGCCCCAGAUCUCUCCCUCCUUUUGCACGCAUCUUGGUGUUCAACAAGCACCAAAAGCUUCCUGGCUUUCUGCACACGGCGCGUUAAACCCAGAAAGCUGCACUGCUCUUGAGCAUUACGCCAGCAUAGACGCCUGUCCACUACAUGGACGAUGAAUCCACCCCAGGCCCUCUCGCUCUGGGCAAGCAGAAGUCCUUGAGUUCACAUGCAGACGUUCUCAGAUCAGUUUCUCAUAUUAAUAGCACCCGAGCCCUGUCCCCUAUCUCAGUCUGACCGCUGACUCACCCCGGGGACAAGUGGCUCUGACAUUUCAGCCAGCAGGUUGCAGUGCACACUUUGUACAUGUAUCCGAUGCUGGCUUACGCGAGGUCUGGCUUUCUCUAUCAGGGUUUUGAUUAUGCAAUAAGCAGUUUAACAAGUAAUUAAAAAAAGGGAGUUGGGAGAAGUCCAGAGCAUGGUGUAACAUUCCGAUUUAUUCGAAGGGCUGAGGGUGUAGUAGCAGGUGGUGUUUAAAGAGCUGCCAUGCGAGUGGAGAGGUGGUUUGCCUCUGGACUCUAACCAACUCCACAUAAAGGAUUUUAUAGUAACCAUCAAUAACCCUCUUGCUCUUCUUUGGGUGAAUUGUCACCCACUGUCACGGUCGUCCCAUUUUACUAUUAUCAGCAUUGCCUCCAGCAGCAGUUCAAGCCAUUACCCCUUACUCUCCAUCCCUCUGUAGGAGGCUCCAUGUCUCCGACCAGUCUCUGGAAAAGUGGGUGAUAACUGCAUGGUCACUGAGCCCCCCUCUCAGACCAAUCUGGGUCCAAGCUCAAAGUUACAGUCUGAGCAGGGACACAGCAUGAAGAAACCUCGUAUUGAAUGAGUAGAUCCCAUCUUACUCCACGGAAGGUGGAUCCCGUCCCAAGGAUGAAGUGGGGAUAAGGAAAAUGUGGAAACACCUGGAGGUCUCUUGCUAAACUGGUGACUGACUCGCCAAUUCUGUUAGACUGGGUGUUUCCCAAAGCUGCUAAGAGAACUGAAUGCCUAAUUCCCAUUAGAGCAAAUGGGAAACUGGUAUUGUAAUCCCAGAGGUGUCUUUGACAAUCUCCGUUGAAUCCCCAUUGCAACAGUCCCAAUGGCAAGUGAAGCUCCCAGCGGGCACCAGGGACGCUGCUACAUCAGCUGUUUUGAGGAGAGUGGCCGGGAAUUGGAAUCCCACCCCAGCUCACCGUCCCAAUUCUAGGGGUUGUUUUGGUGGAUGCUGUUUCAUUUCCCCCCCUUUUAGCCAGACCGAUUUCAGAGCCAUACAUUUAAACUGCCCUUGCAAAAAGUGUGCAAAGCCCACUCUUGGGCUGAGAUGUUCAAACCCAGAGACUAAGAUGCCCCCCUAAAAUAUGCUCCUGCACCCAUCUGUGCUUGCCAGCCUCACAGGUGUGCAUGCAGCAUGAGACGUUCCACAUGAACCCAUUGGGGCUUUUUCACAGUCACCUGAUUUGCCUGAGCUAAUUUCCAGUUGCACAAACAGAUGCAAGGCAUGCACUCACAACAGCUGCGGGUACAUUUUCUGAAGACCCAGCUCGGGCGAUUGCAGUGGAAAAUUUGGCCCUUGACUUCUCAGAUUAUUCCUUCUAUCAGAAAAGGACGAAACUUGAGAGUGAGAAAGGGCAAGAAAUGGGCUAUUCAAGCCACAGAAGCAGGGUCCUUCCAGGAGAAAAACCUCAGCACCGGCCUCAAAAUCUGGCCCCAAACAAGCACACUCAGGAGAGAGCCACGGGAUGAAGGCAGCAAGCUUGUUCGUCCUCUCGACCUCAGUCCUAUUUCAGCGAUCAAGGCAUUUCCCCUCCACUUCACCCUCCCCCCCACACUCCCCUUGGUAAUUGAGUUUUAAAGGUUACAACUAUUACAUUACCAGGGCUGUUUAUUUUGUUUCGGCCUCCAUAUCUUUUCGGGCAGUGUCAUUUCUAAUCAAGCAGCUGUAAGGACUCAGAUCAACCCUAUUCCCACCUCUGCUCCAUCCCUCCCGAGCCCAGGGCAGGGCAGGGAGAGGAUGGUACAGGAAAAGGCACUAGGGUUUUUUUUCGUCGGCACUCCUUUGAGUCUGUGGAUCAGGCGAGUUCUGGCUCGUUGGGAAGCCUGGGACCUGUGGAGCGUACGUGGAGGGCAAGUGCUUCCAAGCAAUAACGUUCUGAAGCCAAAGGGCAACUUUGAUGUGACAAAAAGACGGGAGGGGAGACGGGCCCACACUCCCUGGACCCUCCGUAGCCCCUUUGCCUGCAUCAUGAGAUGAAGACACAGCCAGAGGGAGGAGGAGGGGGGCAGGUUUAUCGGAGGUUAGUGGAAAGCUUAGAGCUCAACAAGGCCUUGUUGGCUUGACCACUUCCCUCAGUCUUUUGAAGGGUCUCUAGGGCGUCUCCAUUAUGGGCCACAUUUUCUGCCCAGGCCCACUCCCAGCUGUUUGCAUAUAGAAGUCUUGUAAAACUGGGCACCCAAACUCAGCAGCAGGCAUGGGGGCCACUGGCCAUUCGGCCCUGGGUAGCCCCCUGCAGUCCUCACAUUUUCUCUGGCUGUGGCCUAACAAACUAGGGAUUCUCGAUGGGAAGGGGCCAUGGGACUUUACAGACACACAGCGUUCCCCAUGGGCCUGCACAUGUGGCCCCAUAGACUCAACAGAGUUACACCUGGCUCAUGCCAGUGCAAGAGGAGAAUCAGAAUCCAUCUGCUCAUGGCGCCCAUGUUACACUCUGCGGUGCCUGACUUGUCCCACUUCGCUCCCACCCUCCCCAACGGCAUGAGCACCGCGGAUCCCUUCUCCAUUGCUCCCGUCGCUGCCCCCAGUCAGGCUGGAGUUCCCAGCUGCUCAGGCCCGGCAGUUUCAGAGAAGCAGAGAUGGGCUGUGGAUACAGAUGCAACGUUUCUAGCCCAUAUACUUCAGCAGCUCCAGCCUAAACCCAAGUAACACUCCGGUGUUUGGGGAGACACUGCUCCAUCCGUGCUGUUAUGGGAGGCUAAGGCUCUGGGCUAAGGACCGUCGGCCCUUGCACUGAGCCAGCCCUGACUUCCAGCAGAGAUGGAGGAGAUGAACAGCACUCUUUCCACCAGCUCAGCCCAUUCCAUCCAUCCACCACAGUGUCUGCAGCCCCGGCAGCUAAAACCACAUCUUGAUGUGCCCCCUGCUCCGCCUUCAGAGUCCCCUUUGCAGACCGGGACCAGCAAGUGUCGCACGGAGCUGCUCUCUCAGUUCUCUGCACUCUCUGAUCCUUUAAUGGAACUAUUGCUGACAUCUCCCCUUCCCCUUUUGGUGGAGUCAGCGCAGUUCUGGUUCUGCCCCUUCCCCGUGCAGAGCAGACUUCACCCCAACAGCAACGUCGCAGGGUUAUACGCAGUGCUUUGCGAAGCCUCCCUUGCCCUAGAGGUGCCUUCGUCCAAUAAAAUACCUGGUGGCCCUCAGCUUGGAUGGUUAUUCCGUCACAUUUGAUGUCUCUUCGGUGGAUGAUUCACCUUCCACGCCUUUUUAAUGCGCUCCCCCAUCGCCACCCUCCCUCGCGUGUGCUCAGACCCUUCACAUGGUAGAUAUUAACCACCAAAGGGAGGCAAGCUCUUCCCUGACAGAAUUGUAGCCUACCUGGGAAUACAGGAUGUCAGAGAUUUAUUACAUGGCCGUGUCACCCCGUGUUUCAUGUUCCUGAUUCUGUUUAAGGUUGGCCGGACCCAGGAUCUGAGCCAAGACGGUGCAGGGCAUGUCCCCGUAGGGGACUUCACCAGCGCAGCAGCAUUUCAGGGACACCUGCACUUCCCUGAAUAGCCCGACCGCCAGCGCAAAGGACCGAGAGGCACUUUCACCUUAAUUAAUGGCACAGAUUUAACUUUGUGUCAGAACAAGCUCCUGGAAAAGCUGAGCGCGAUGGAAAUGCUGCCAGGAAAUGUGUGUUUGGCAAUUUCAUGGAAACCGGUUUUUUAAACCGUUGUCUCCCCGGCAGCGCAGCUCAGACAUUGCAGCCCCCUGCUAGGGCAGGAGAGCCCAGAGUGAAACUGACCAGAAACUGACUAUAAACAAAAGUGAAACCCACUGGACUGCUCCCAUUGCCCCAGAGAGAGACAAAAAGUAAACAGCACACACAGCAUGACAAAUCUGACCUUUGGAAUUCAUAUUUCAUAAGCUAACAUUGCUAUUAAAACAUGGGCAAGGAAUUUCUGAAGACGAUACAGGUCCAGAUUUUAUUUUUAUGACAUGAACCUCCCUUUAAGGAACAUGUGUGGAGCAAAGGAACAGCUAAGGGGGGUUACCAAAAAUUUUAACUAGAGGCUAAAAAGAGUUUACUGCAGACAACACAGCAUUGGAGGAAUGGUGUGUGCACCAUUUGUUGGACUGGAGGAAUGGUGUGUGCGUCAUUUGUUGGACUGAAGGAAUGGUGUGUGCGCCAUUUGUGACGCACACCCCCUGUGUUAGGGUUGGUAUGUCUCAUGUAAAUACACAAGAUAAACUAAGAAAAUACCCAGACUCCACAGGACUGAUCUCCUCUCCAGCAGGGAGCUGCCUUCCAAGGCCACAAAAUCUACCACCGAUCAGCAAGAGGGUGUCAACAUCAACCUAGGCACUUCAAUAGUCCUGUCACUGUAAAGUCUGAGCACCUUAAAAGUUAAUGACUUGAUCCUGAAAGCACCCCUGGUGAUGCAGGGAAGUAUUAUCGGCCCCGCUGUUCAGACGGGGAACUGAGGACACAGAGAGACUGAGUGAUUUGCCCAAGGUCAUACAAGAAAUCUGUGGCACAGCCAGGAAUUGAACCCAAAUCUAAGUCCAAUGGCUUCACUUGCAGACCAUCCUUCCUCUAGGAUUUGCAUUGAGAACUGCAGCUACUCUGCGCCUCAAGGGCUCGUUAUACAGGGGGUUGAUGAACGGAGCUACAAAGCCAGAAACAGGAAGACUAGGGCUUCCUUCCCUCCAGGACCAAUCGGCCACUCACAAGUGAUUCCAUUUGCCCAGAGCCCUGCUGCUGAGAGUUGGGGAGCAGGGGAAAAUCACUGACUUGUGUUCGAUAGAGCGUGCACCCUUCAUUAUGUACAACAGCCCAGAUGAGACCCGGAGCUCUAACUAGGAGUUUGAAAAAUAAACCAUUCAAACUGUG